AUGAAACACAUGUUAAGAUUACAAAGACAAAUUACAUCAGCCCAUAAAGUUAUUGCUGAUGAUGCUGCAAAGGCUGGAUUAUCUGUCAGGUCCACUAUUAAUUUACUAACUUCACAAAGUGGAGACCGUGAAUUUAAUGGAUUUUUAGAUAAUGAUUUUAGAAAUUAUAUAUCUGCCAAGCGUAGAACAGAGAUGAUUAGAGGAGAUGGUCAUGCUAUUAUGGAGUAUUUUCAUAAAAUGCAAUUACAAGAUCCUUCUUGUUUUUAUUUAGUGCGAUUUGAUGAUGCUGAUAAUUUCAUAUUAAAUGUGUUCUGGGCAGAUGGGAGAUCAAUUAUCGACUAUCAACAUUUUGGAGAUGUCAUAUGUUUUGAUACAACUUAUAGAACAAAUGAGUAUGCUAGGCCUGCAAUGUCUGGUAAGCAGCCUAGAACGAUAUUGACAGAUCAGUGCCCCGCUAUGGCCAAAGCAAUUGAAGAAGUAUUUUCUGAAACUCAUCAUCGAUUAUGUGUGUGGCAUAUUUAUCAGAACGCUGCUAAAAAUUUAAGUCAUGUUUUUCAUUCAUCAAAACAAUUUGCAUAUGAUUUUAGCUCUCGUGUAUAUGGUUAUGAAGAGGAAGAUAAAUGGCUUCAAGCUUGGGAUGAUAUGCUUAAUAAGUAUAUGCUUACUGAUAAUACAUGGUGCAAUGGAAUUUUUGAAGUAAGGAGAAAAUGGGCUAUGGUUUGUGGGCGGCAUAUGUUUACAGCUGAUAUGAUGAGCACCCAGCGAAGUGAGUCAAUGAAUAACGUCCUAAAAAAAUAUUUGGAUGCAAAGAAUAACUUUACUCAUUUCUUUGACAAUUAUAACAGGUUGUUGUCAGAUAAGCGUUAUAAAGUCCAGUGUGGUAGAAAAGAUCAAGAACAUUUGGUCACAUUAGACGCAUUAACACCAUCAGUUAAGUGUAAUUGCAUGAAAUUUACGUUUGUGGGAAUCUUAUGCGCACAUACUUUGAAAACUCUUGAUAAGAAGAAUAUCAAACAGAUUUCGCCACAAUACAUCUUAAAGAGAUGGACAAGAGAUGCAAAAAUUGGAAUGAUUGAGGACAAUUAUAUCAUUGCGGUUGGAAGUAGUCCGCAAUAG
Messenger RNA from Mercurialis annua (annual mercury), 1116 nucleotides. RefSeq names its product protein FAR1-RELATED SEQUENCE 5-like. The coding region runs from base 1 to 1116 and encodes 371 amino acids. The transcript has 3 exons. Gene Ontology annotation, molecular function: zinc ion binding. NCBI's taxonomy places the organism in Eukaryota, Viridiplantae, Streptophyta, Magnoliopsida, Malpighiales, Euphorbiaceae. The record is from RefSeq and is a predicted model, not a curated record. Gene Ontology annotation, biological process: regulation of DNA-templated transcription.